Molecule: messenger RNA, 915 nt
Organism: Helobdella robusta
Lineage: Eukaryota; Metazoa; Annelida; Clitellata; Rhynchobdellida; Glossiphoniidae
Exons: 5
Biological process (GO): regulation of membrane potential; signal transduction; chemical synaptic transmission
Cellular component (GO): neuron projection; membrane; synapse
Molecular function (GO): transmembrane signaling receptor activity; chloride channel activity; neurotransmitter receptor activity
Source: RefSeq, a predicted model, not a curated record
GGUAAGCCGUUGAACAUUUACAUCAACAUGAACAUCAACGACAUCAGCUCUAUCAGCGAAACUAAAAUGGAAUUCUCGAUGACGAUGUACUUACGGCAGAUGUGGCGAGAUGAGCGCCUGAGAUACACGCACACGAAAUCAAACUUAACACUAAACCACAGACAAUUUGAUAGACUCUGGACCCCCGAUGUAUUUGUACGCAACCUGAAAGCCGGGGUUUUCCACCAAAUUACCGUUCCUAAUCGUUUGAUCCGAAUCUCUCCAGAUGGGACGAUCCUGUAUAGCCAACGCUUAUCGCUAACGCUGGCCUGCGAUAUGCAGUUCAAUAAAUAUCCCAUGGACAAUCAGACGUGCAAAAUUGAAUUGGGCAGUUACGCCUACACAACUGACGAAUUAAUGUUUUUUUGGCGAACUGAUGCGAAGCCCGUGGAGGUGAACCCUUCCAUCAGCCUGCCAGAGUACAUCAUCCAGGGCAUCUCACACAUCGUUUGCAGCCAACAGAUGAGUAGUACAGGCAACUUUCCGUGCUUGAGGGCAUAUUUCCACCUCGAAAGAAGGUUGAGGGCCUACGUGUUGUCAGUCUAUCUGCCCAGCUUGCUGGUUGUACUGCUGUCCUGGGUCUCUUUCUGGAUUGAUCUGGAAUCAGUACCAGCACGCAUAUCUCUGGGCAUACUGACAAUGUUGACAAUCACGACCCAGAGUUCAGGUCAAGGUCGUUUCCCCGCCGUCUCCUUUACGAAGGCCAUAGACGUCUGGAUGGCUACCUGUCUGGUUUUUGUGUUUGGCGCGUUCAUCGAAUACUCAGUCGUCAAUGUUUUGGCUAGACGGGAUAAAAAUAAACCCUGUCCGUCUACUAAGAAUGUUGGUUUUUACGUGAUGCGGUUGGCUGGCGAUUGUUUAUUACUAUUAUUAUAA